AAAAGAACUGUUGUUGUUCUACUGCCUUCUUUACAGUUUUCAGUUCGGUAAUCGGCGCGAUGAUUUAAUGAUUGUUUUCUCAACCGAUAUUUUUUUCGUUCGAAAGUGUAUUGGUUUUUGUGAAUUGUGUUUUCGUCGGGUGAUUUUCGAAUAAUUUAAGAAAAUUACAGUGCCAGUGUUUGGAAUAUUUAUUUGGCGAUAUAGUUGAAUCGUAUCCGCGAACAAAUGUGCACGACGAUAAACCUGUUAUCAUUUUACGACGAGCCCAAGUGGUCGGACAUUAAUCAUAUAGAUGAGUUGCAUAACAAAGAAGUAUAGCACUUAACAACAAUUUACCAUACAACCUCAGACAAAUUUAUCAUCUAAGAAAAUGGCUGCUGGGUCACCCCACGAUUUAGAUGGUUUUUUACCUCUGUUAUCAACUUCUGAUAUAAGAAUGAAAGUAACUGUUGGUGGUAAAUUAUUUACUUAUUUAGAAGAACCUAGUAAUUCUGUUGAAUGUUCUGAUAUUGGAAUGUUUAUUGAUGGGGUUGUUCAAUGGUUAUCAAAUAGCAAUCCCAAAGUUACUCAAUAUGGAAUUGAAAUAAUAACACAGUUGAUAACUAGAAUGAGAACGGAUUUUAGACCAUAUAUUUCUACUGUAUUACCACUAGCUGUCGACCGUCUUGGUGAUAGUAAGGAUUCAAUUAAAGUCAAAGCACUUUUUCUUAUUAUGAAAUUAAUGGAAUGUGAUACAAUUAGCCCUCAGGCAUUAUUUGAUAAAAUAUCAGCUAAUGCAUUCUAUCAUAAAAAUAGUAAUGUAAAAGAAGGAGCUAUGAAGUUAUUAUUAUCAACUGUUGAAGAAUUUGGUGCCAAUUGUAUCACUAUAUCAAAAAUUGUACCCAUGAUUGUAAAACUUUUAAGUGAUCCUAAUGUUCAAGUAAGGCAUAAAGCAUUUGAAACACUUGUUGAUUUGUAUAAACAUGUUGGAGAAAAAUUACGUGUUGAUAUACAAAAAAAAUAUACAAUUCCACAAGGUAAAAUGACCGAUCUGAUGAAUAAAUUUGAUGAUGCUAAAGCAGCUGGAGAUUUAUUGCCAACUGCUUUUGUUGGACUUAGCUUAGCUGAUGAUGAUGAGACUGAUCGUGCUUGUAUGUCAGCACCUAGACGCAUUCCUGGUAGUGUUAAAAGACCUGGUUCGUUUUUUCCUCCAAAUUCUGCAACACCUUUACAACGAACUGGUUCUGUAAAAAAACCCAAUUCAGCGUCUUCUACCUCUUCUCAUGCUGGUGCUGUUGAUGAAGAUACUUUUAUUCGAUCCUUUGAAGAUGUUCCUACAGUACAGAUUUUUAGUGUACGAGAUUUAGACGAUACUAUGAAAAAAUUACAUGAGUCUAUCCAAGAUGGUAAUGAACAAUGGAAUAAACGAGUUGAAUCAUUAAAAAAAAUUAGAUCACUUGUAUUAACUGGUUCAACAAAAUAUGAAGAGUUUUUCAAUAAUUUGAGGUAUUUAGAACAUUCCUUUCAAACGUCUGUCAAAGACUUGAGAUCUCAGGUUGUUAGAGAAACAUGUAUUACUAUAGCAUUUUUAUCUCAACGUUUGGGUAAUAAAUUCAAUCACUUUGCUGAAUCAAUUUUUAGCAAUUUAAUUGAUCUUAUACCAAAUUCAGCAAAAGUAACUGCUUCAUCUGGAUUAAUCGCUAUAAGAUUUAUAUUAGAACAUACUCAUGCUCCUCGUAUUAUACCUAUUCUUGCAAAUAGUCUAGGAUCUAAGUCAAAAGAUAUUCGUCGUGCAUGUUGUGAAUUCUUUGAUCAAAUUUUACGUACAUGGCCAACUCAAGCAUUAGAAAGACACAUCACAAUUCUUCAGGAUUCCAUUAAAAAAGGUAUAGCAGAUGCUGAUUCAGACGCUCGAGUGUUGUCACGAAAAUCUUACUGGGGAUUUUGUGAACAUUUUCCUGAACAAGGGGAAAUAUUAUUAAAUAAACUAGAACCAGCAUAUCGUAAAGUAUUAUUAACAAAUACCGGAUCAAAUUCAUGUUUACCAAAAUCUGUAAUGGCUGAAAGUACAAGAUUACCUUCUCGUCGUCCAGUUACUCCACAAAGUAACAUUUCAAUGAGAUCAAGCAGUGCCAUAGAUUUACAAGCUGCACAAAGGGCAAAAGCUCGUGCUCAAUAUGCAGCACUUGCUAGACAAAAAGUUAAUCCCAUGGUGUCCCCUCAAUCUGUUACCAAAAAACCUAAUGAAGAUAUGCAUCAAUCUGAAAGAAUUGGGAGAUCAAGAGGAAGAGUAUCAAUAUCUCAACCAACUAGUCGUUCAGGAUCACCAUCUUCAAGAUUUACUUUUGGCCAACCAAAAUCACGAAGAGGCAGUUCUGGUAUACCCAGAUCUCAAGAUACUAGUAGAGAAGCUAGUCCUAAUAGGUAUAGUUCCCUUGGAUCACACACAAGUAAUAGAAGGCCACCUAUUUUGCCUACGUCUAGACCGAUAAUGGCUCAGAAAAUAUUAAUGCAAAGUCGAGAAGCAGAAUCUGCCCUGGCUGAUGCUCUUGGAAGUACUACUGGUCAUAAAUCACCAAGAAAAAUAUUAGGAAGAUCAUUAGAUGAUCAUAGCGAUGAAAGUGAGACAUCUAGCAUUUGUUCUGAGCGCUCAAUUGAUUCUCAUCGGCGGCCUUCAGAUUCAUUUUAUUGGAAUGGAUCACAACAUCGCUUACAUAAAGACAUUUGGGAGAACUCUAGUUUAGAUAUAGAUGAUAUAAUAUUGAACUGUGAAAGUUCAAACUGGAAUAAUCGCAAGGAAGGCUUAGUAAGCUUACAAAGAUAUUUGCAACAAGGAAAUAUUUUAAGUGAAGUGUUAUUAAAGAGGCUAACAGAUAUAUUUACUAAAAUGUUUAUGGAUUCUCAAACAAAAGUUAUAAGUCUGUUUUUGGAUGCUCUAAAUGAAUUAAUUGUUACCCAUAGUCAGUAUUUAGAGCACUGGUUGUAUAUACUUUUAGCCAAGUUAUUCAAUAAAGGAGGUUCUGAUAUACUUGGUUCUGUUCAUUCAAAAAUAUUAAAAACAAUGGAAAUUGUAAGAUUAUCUUUUCCUUGUGAUUCUCAGCUAACUGCAGUGUUUAAAUUUCUCACAGAUCCUACACAAACUCCUAAUGCCAAAAUGAAAAUAUUUGCUAUGAGUUAUAUAUCAAAAUUAGCUGUUACAACAGAUCCAGGAUCAGCAUUUCCUUCUGCGGCAGAUGGUAAAAAAGAUUAUGCUACUCUAGCUUUAACAAAAAUGAUUGGAUGGACUAUGGGUAAUAAUAUAAAACAAGGACCUGAAUUAAGACGUGCUGCUCAAGAAUCUAUUCUUGCAUUGUACAGUUUAAAUGCAUCUCAAAUCACAUUAAGAUUAUCCCAGUUACCAGAAGAGUAUCAAGAAGCAGUUUCUGGACUCAUUAAAAACAGAGUGAGAAGAAGUAGUGUUGAUCAAUUAAUGUCUCCAAAAUAUCAUAAUCGACAAUCCCCAACUAGUCUUGCUUCACCACCUUUACAACAAGACAACACUGAUGCUUUCAAUUCAGAAGAAAUUUACAAGUCAUUAAAACAAACCACUGCUGAAAUACAAAAGUACAGUUUAGAAUGUCAUUAUACAGGAGAGAGAGAUGCUGCUUCUUAUGACUCUGGAAUAAGUCAAAUGUCAGUGCGUACUGAAACUGAUAAUCAUAAUUUAAAUGGUUAUAAAAAUGGUCAUACUACAAACACAGAUGGAAUUAUCAAAAUAUUAGAUGAUUUAGAUAAAGAGAAUCUUCAACUGGAUUAUAAACAAUCAAAUUUAAACCGUUUAAAAGAAUUAAUUAGAGAUGGCCCUUCUGAUCUUCUUGUUAAAAAUUUCAAAAAAAUUAUUAAAGUUGUUUUGAAAUUAUUAAUGGACAAUGAACCAAUUGUACGAGAACAAGCUAUUAUUUUGAUAACGUAUCUUGUUCAAAAGCCAGAAAUGGUUACUUGUUUUUACAAUUUCACUGAAUUAAUUAUAUUAAAAGUACUAAACAUGUGUUGUGAUCCCUGUAAACCUGUUGUAAAAGUUGCUGAAGAAUGUUCAUUUGCCUUAAGUAUCUCUUUACAACCAGAAACAGUGGUUAGAGUAAUAACACCAUUGAUAUCGGCAAAAGAAUUUCCUGUUAAUUUGAUGGCAAUCAAGAUGAUGACUAAACUGGUUGAUAUGUAUGGUAGUCCUCCAGUAGCUCUUCAAAUGAAGGAGAUAAUGCCUGGUUUACUACAAGGCUAUGAUAAUCCUGAUAGUGCGGUUCGAAAAUCAGCUGUUUUUUGCAUGGUUUCAUUACAUAAAGUAUUUGGCGAACAGGAAUUUGCACCUCAUAUAUCAAGUUUGAAUGGCGCCAAGCUCAAGCUGUUGAACUUAUACAUUGAACGUGCUCAACAGUCUUCUCCAACAUCGCCUAAAACAACUUGUAUACUUAAAGUGUCGAAAGUUGCAAAAAUGUCGCAAGCAGCCUUUGAAAUAAGCGAAUUCGAGUUAUUGAACGCGAAGAAUUCGUGGAUAUCCAAGUCUUGUCUAAAAGAUACCAAUAAAGUUGAAUGCCGACCAGUAUUACCUGUUAAAGACGAAAAAAAUGUUCUUGUGACUUCAGCAUUACCAUAUGUCAACAAUGUUCCACAUCUUGGCAAUAUAAUUGGUUGUGUUUUAUCUGCCGAUGUUUUUGCGAGGUAUUGUAGAUUACGUGGUUGGAAUACAUUAUAUAUUAGUGGUACUGAUGAAUAUGGUACUGCAACUGAAACAAAGGCCUUAGAAGAAAAGUUAACACCGCAACAAAUCUGUGACAAGUAUUUCAAUAUUCAUAGUGAAAUAUAUAAGUGGUUCAAUAUUAGUUUUGAUCAUUUUGGUAGAACUACAUCAUCGAAACAAACUGAAAUUGUUCAAGAAAUAUUCAAGAAAGUACACAAUAAUGGCUAUACUACUACUGCAUCUAUGGAACAACUUUUAUGUGAAAAUUGUGAUAGAUUUUUAGCUGAUCGAUUUGUUGAAGGAACAUGUCCUCUAUGUAAGUACGAGGACGCUAGAGGUGAUCAGUGUGAUGGUUGUGGUCAUUUAAUAAAUGCUACUGAACUUUUAAAACCUAGAUGCAAGGUUUGUCAAAAAACACCAGUUAUACGUAGUUCUCAGCAACUUUUUUUGAAUUUACCCAAAGUUGAAGCUAAACUCAACGAUUGGGUAGAUAAAUCUGGCGAUGAUUGGUCUUAUAAUGCCAAAGUGAUAACUAAGUCUUGGUUGAAAGAUGGUUUGAAGGAGAGAUGUAUCACAAGAGAUUUAAAAUGGGGAAUUCCGGUUCCACUUGAAGAUUUCAAGUCAAAAGUAUUUUAUGUUUGGUUUGAUGCACCAAUUGGCUACAUGAGUAUGAGUGCUGCUUAUACAUCAGAAUGGCGUAAAUGGUGGCAACCAGAAGACGAUACUAAAAUAACAUAUUAUCAAUUCAUGGCUAAAGAUAAUGUGCCUUUUCAUUCCGUUAUGUUUCCAGUAUGCCUUUUUUCUACUGAACAAAAUUAUACAAUGGUCAAUCAUAUAAUGGCAACAGAAUAUUUGAACUAUGAAGAUGGUAAAUUUUCUAAGUCCCGUGGUAUUGGAGUAUUUGGAAAUGAUGCUCAAGAUACAGGGUUGCCUGCUGAUGUUUUUAGAUUUUACUUAUUGUUUGUCCGUCCUGAAUCUCAAGAUAGUUCAUUUAGCUGGGCCGAUUUAGCUACUAAAAACAAUUCUGAAUUGUUGAACAAUUUAGGAAACUUUUGUAAUAGAGCUUUAUCAUUCUUAGAAAAGUUUUUUGAUUGUGUUGUUCCUGAAAUUCAAUUAGGACAUGAUGAACUCACUUUAUUAGCAUUAGUAACACGUGACCUCAAAGAAUACAUAAAUAUGUUGGAUAAAGCAAAACUUAGAGAUGGUUUACGACUCAUACUUUCAAUUUCUCGUCAUGGUAAUCAAUACAUGCAGUUCCAAAAACCAUGGGUGUUAAUAAAAGGAUCAAAUGAAGAAAAAAUCAGAGCUGGUACAGUCAUUGGACUAAGUUGUAAUUUAGUGUGUUUACUAGCCGUUAUGUUACAACCUUAUAUGCCACAAACUGUUGAUGUAAUUGGAAAACAGUUGAACAUUGAUAUCUCUACGUUUUUAUUAAAUAACUUUGUAUCAGUUUUCUUGCCACCAGGACAUAAAAUUGGAAAACCAGCUCCAUUAUUUGAAAAAAUUGAUCCAUCAGUCGUAAAUCAAUUAAAAAGUCGCUUUGCUGGGAAACAGAAAUCACAGGAAAAAGAAUUAGCAGUGGCUUCUGGGUUGGAUCUUAAACAAAUUACAACUGUAGAACAAAUGGAAGAAGCUAUUUCUAAACAAGGAGAUACAGUGCGACAAUUAAAGCAAAGUGGAGCUCAAAAAGGUGAAUGGGAACCGUAUGUCAAAACACUAUUGGAGAUGAAGAAAAGUUUAGAACAAAUGAAAUUAGCUUCCAAUCCAAUAUCUAUUGAAGAUUUAGAAGAAGAAAUUUCCAAACAGGGCGACAAAGUACGAAAACUAAAGGAAGCAAAAGUUGAAAAAAGUGAACUACAGCCUGAAAUUGAUUUACUGAUACAAUUGAAAUCUAAAUUAUCUAUAUCAAAAGGUAUUCCAGUUGAAAACGGACAAAAAAAGAAACAAAAACCAACUAAAAAAUAAACUAGACUUUAAUUUUCACUGUGCUGAAUUUCGUUCCUUAAUGCUAUGAGAUAAGAUAACAGUAAUUUUUUUUUCAAUCCUGUAAUUUAAAAUACAUUUUCUAAUUAAAAAUUUGAUUAAUUUUAAUUCCUAUCACCUAGUAUUUCUCUUUAAAAUAUAUUUAUUUUAUCUGACUGUCGUAACAACUAUACUUAUUGCAUAAAAAUUGUAUUAAUUUAUAGUUAAAUAAUUUUUAUUUUUAUGACCUA
Molecule: messenger RNA, 6909 nt
Organism: Melanaphis sacchari
Lineage: Eukaryota; Metazoa; Arthropoda; Insecta; Hemiptera; Aphididae
Product: CLIP-associating protein 1-like
Exons: 14
Coding region: 371-6661 (2096 amino acids)
Biological process (GO): methionyl-tRNA aminoacylation
Cellular component (GO): aminoacyl-tRNA synthetase multienzyme complex; cytosol
Molecular function (GO): methionine-tRNA ligase activity; ATP binding; tubulin binding
Source: RefSeq, a predicted model, not a curated record